AUGGUCUACACUGCAUGGACUCUCCUCAGCCUCGCGGCUCUCAGCCAUGCUGCAGAGAAGCGAGCCGGCUCAGCAUCAGCAUACAGCUCCAACUCUGCCGGGAACUACAAACUUUCUCCCAUCGCAGCUCCCGUCCAGGGUAGCGGCAGCCCAGGAUCAGAGUCAACUUGGAAACUCAGCAUUGACGAUACAAGCUCCGGUCAUAAGCAGACCAUUGUCGGCUUUGGCGCGGCAGUCACCGAUGCGACGGUGACUUCUUUCAACACACUCUCCAGUUCCAAUCUCCAGUCCCUUCUGAACAGUCUCAUGACUAGCUCUGGUGCUGAUUUCAGUCUGAUGCGUCAUACCAUCGGGGCCUCGGAUUUAUCUGGAGAUCCUGCAUACACAUAUGAUGAUAAUGGAGGCUCUGCGGACCCGUCUAUGUCUGGCUUCAAUCUUGGAGAUCGGGGGACCGCGAUGGCAAAGAUGCUGGCCACGAUGAAGUCGCUGCAGUCCAAGCUGAAGAUCUUUGGAUCUCCCUGGAGCGCUCCAGGCUGGAUGAAGCUGAACGGCGUCAUUGAUGGGACUACUACCAACAACAAUCUGAACGAUGGGUACUUGAGCGGUGGCACCGGGAGCUCAGGAUAUGCCAGUGCAUUCGCGAACUACUUUGUGAAAUACAUCCAGGCUUACGCAAAUCUCGGUGCCCAUAUCGACGCAAUCACUAUUCAGAACGAGCCUCUAAAUAGCCAAGGAGGUUACCCAACCAUGUAUGUCUUUGCAGACGAAUCUGCGCAGCUCAUCCAAAACUACAUCGGUCCUGCUAUUGCAAACGCCGGUCUGAACACGGAUAUCUGGGCCUACGACCAUAACACCGACGUCCCUUCCUACCCGCAAACCGUCAUCAACACCGCCGGAAAAUACGUCGACUCCGUCGCAUGGCACUGCUACGCCUCGAAUGUCGACUGGACCGUCCUAACCGACUUCCACAACACAAACCCCUCCGUGAAACAAUACAUGACCGAAUGCUGGACACCCGCCGGAACCUGGAACCAAGCCGCCGACUUCACAAUGGGACCCCUCCAGAACUGGGCCUCCGGAGUGACAGCCUGGACCCUUGGAACCGACAGUUCCGACGGUCCGCAUCUUUCCAGCGGUGGUUGCGCUACGUGCCAAGGUUUGGUCACGAUCAGCGGUGGCAGUUACAAGUUCAAUCCGGCGUACUACAUGAUUGCGCAGUUUAGCAAGUUUAUGCCGCCUCGUGCCAUUGUGUUGAGUGGGAGUGGUAGUUAUACUUACUCUAAUGGUGGUGGUGUGCAGUCUGUUGCGUCGCUGAAUCCUGAUGGGACCCGGUCCGUGGUUAUUGAGAAUACUUUUAGUAACGAUGUUUAUGUGACGGUGUCGACGCAGAGUGGGCAGGAGUGGAGCGGGAAUAUUCCUAGUGAGUCUGUUACUACUUGGGUGCUUCCUGCGGUGUGA
Molecule: messenger RNA, 1458 nt
Organism: Penicillium subrubescens
Lineage: Eukaryota; Fungi; Ascomycota; Eurotiomycetes; Eurotiales; Aspergillaceae
Product: glycoside hydrolase family 30 protein
Exons: 2
Coding region: 1-1458 (485 amino acids)
Biological process (GO): glucosylceramide catabolic process
Molecular function (GO): glucosylceramidase activity
Source: RefSeq, a predicted model, not a curated record